AUGUCAAAGUUUUCAUUAGCUUAUUUGGGGAUGCAGUGUUUUUGGGGAUCGGAAUCAACAUUUGCUUUAUUACCAGGCGUUUUAAAAACAAGAGUUGGGUAUUCUGGAGGCACUGCUCCAUCUCCAACAUAUCAAAAUAUUGGUGAUCAUACUGAAAUUGUUGAAAUUCAAUUUAAUCCAGAAUUAACAAAAUUUAAAGAAAUUAUCAAUUUAUUUUAUUCAAAACACAAUUUUACUUUACCCCAAAAAACUCAAUACAAAUCUGUUAUACUUUAUGUUGAUGAAGAACAAAAGAAAAUAGCUUUAGAAGAAAUGGAAAAAGCUAAAGAAAAAUAUACCAACAAAAAUACAAUUUUUUAUACUUUUUUACAAAAAUUUGACAAAUUUUAUCAAGCAGAGGAUUAUCACCAAAAAUAUUGGCUUCGGUGUGAAAAUGAUAUUUUUAAAGAAUUAAAUUUAACAAAUUCUCAAUUAAUUAAUUCAACUUUGGCAACAAAAAUAAAUGGUUAUUUAGGUGGAAAUUCAAAAGAAGAUUUUAAUUUAUUAAAUAUUUUACAAAAAGAAUAUAAACUUUCCGAUUCUUUAAUUACAAAAAUAAAAGAAAUUGCAUUAAAAGGUUUACAAAUUUUUGAAUUAAAAAUUUUUUUGAAAAUUUUAGGUGGAAUUGGAAAUUGUCAUUAA
Molecule: messenger RNA, 681 nt
Organism: Meloidogyne enterolobii
Lineage: Eukaryota; Metazoa; Nematoda; Chromadorea; Rhabditida; Meloidogynidae
Source: the annotation of a GenBank genome assembly